GAGCCGGGCAGCAGCGGCCGCGGUAGCAGCGCAGCGCCGCCUUCACUCCUCCGCCGGGUGCUACCGCCGCCGGCCCCCGGUGCCGCUCCGGCAGCGACACAGCCGCCGCGGUGCCGCUCCCUCUCCCCCUCCCGCCUCCCUCCCUCCGCUGCGGCUUUCUCUCCUCCUCCGGCCCCCCUGCCAGCCCCCUCCCUCUCUCCCUCCCUCCCUCCUUCCCUUCCCCCUUUAUUUUUCUCCGCAAGACUUUGGCUCUGGAAGCAGCUGGUUGAAAGCAAUCGCCAUGUGAUGAGCGUCUGGGUCGGGUUUUUUAUUUUCAUUUGGGGGGGGGGAGGGUGCAGGUUUCUGAUCGCAGAGAAAUUUAUUAAUAAGAAUUUCCGAAACAACAACAGCAGCAACAACAAGAGCAACACCUCCCCCCCCCCUUCCCCUAAACCUCCUCAGCCGUAACAGCCUCCCUCCCCCCCACCCCCGGGCCCGCUCCACCCCGCCCCACGCCCUCCCCCCCCCCACCUUUGGCUGCAGCGAGAGGGGCGACCCCCGAAAGUUGCGCGGAGGCGAGGCUGGUAAUUGUCUGAGAUUCUGCUGUAGAUGGUGGAAUGCUCUGCAGCUUGAAGAGGGUGGUGGUGCUUGGGUAAAUUGACUUCUUCAGAGCGAUGAGGCAAGAGAGAAGUUUGUAAAAGCAGGAAAAUGUGAUUGCAUGAACAUCAUUGUUGGCAGGAGGACUCGGUGGCUUCAGACAUAACUGUAGGUGAUGCUUGAAUGAAAGAGCUGAGCCACACCAUCCAGAAAAGUGUCUAGAGCAGCAGCUGACUUGCUCGGAGAUUGCUUCCAGGACUGUGUUCUAAGUUGCUAUCAACUGAGCUGCCAGAACAUUGCCCUACAAAGCUUUGGAGGGCCACUUCUUAAUGGAUUGCUGCAGCCUCUUCAUUUCUCCAUUGAUCCUGUUCCCUGCAUCGUGAGAACAUUUUAGCCAGCACAGAACCUAGAAAAGUUACAUGGUGUGAACGGCAUGUCUGUGGAUGAGAAGACUGACUCCCCCAUGUAUGUGUAUGAGUCAACGGUGCACUGUACCAAUAUUCUCCUCUGCUUAAAUGACCAGCGGAAGCAGGACAUUCUCUGUGACGUGACGCUCAUCGUGGAGGGGAAGGAGUUCCGCGCCCACCGGGCUGUGCUGGCUGCCUGCAGCGAGUACUUCUUGCAGGCCUUGGUAGGGCAGACGGAAAAUGACUUGGUGGUCAGCCUGCCGGAAGAGGUCACUGUCAGGGGAUUUGGUCCAUUGUUGCAGUUUGCCUACACUGCUAAGCUGUUGCUCAGCAGAGAAAACAUCCAGGAAGUCAUCCACUGCGCUGAGUUCCUGCGCAUGCACAACCUGGAGGACUCCUGCUUCAGCUUCCUCCAGACACAGCUGCUGAACAAUGAAGAUGGCCUCUUCCUGUGCAAGAAAGAUACCACCUGUCAGCGCAUGCAUGAUGAGGAGAACUCAGACGGAGACGAGGAGGAGACGAUGGAAUCGGAGACGUCAAAAAUAUCUUGCCCAAGAGAGAGGAUGCACCAAGAGCCUUUCAACUUUGAGAGCACUGUUGCUGGAGCAGACAAAGGCGAAGGGAUGCUGCCUGACUCUGACAUGCUGAGGGACAGCAAGGACAGUUUGGACAAGGAUGCAGUAACACGGUACCCCAGAUACAAGAAAUACCAGCUUGCUUGUACCAAGAAUGUCUACAACACAUCACACAUCAGUACCUCAGGUUUUGCAAGCACAUUCAGUGAAGAGAGCUCUGGAAACGGCCUCAAAUCAGGACUUGCUAUGGGGCAGAUUAAAAGCGAGCCUCAGAAUGAAGAGAACGAUGAAGAAAGCAUCACACUCUGCCUGUCUGGAGAUGAACCUGACAUCAGGGAUAAAGAAGGGGAUGUUGAAAUGGACAGAAAGCAGCCGAGCCCCACUUGUGUUGACAGGCCAAAAAGUGGGUCCUCUCCUUCUUGCCUGCGAUCUUUCUUCAACAGAACAAAAAGCAUAGAUUUGGUUGGCUUCCCCAGCACUUCCCAGCAGCACUUUGGCAGGAGUCCAGCAUGCCCUUUUGAAAAAGGGACAACUCAGGGUGACCACAAAACUGAUUACGUCCCUUUCACGGGCAACUAUGGACAGUCCCAUGCCAUGCAGAAGGAUGCUUCCAACUUCACAGUGGGAUCGCCGCUCAGGGGGCCCGGCUUUGAAACUCUCUGCAAGCAAGAAGGGGAACUGGACAGGAGGAGUGUUAUAUUCUCUUCAAACGCUUGUGACCAAGUCAAUACUUCGGUGCAUUCAUAUUCUGGUGUGAGCAGCUUGGACAAAGACCUCACUGAGACUGUGCCAAAGGGCCUGUGGGCUGGCAGCAGCCAGUCUCUCCCCAGCUCUCAGACCUAUUCGCACGGCGGGCUGACAGCUGAUCACUUGCCGGGAAGGAUGCGGCCGAACACCAGCUGUCCGGUGCCAAUUAAAGUCUGCCCUCGUUCUCCUCCCUUGGAAACCAGAACCAGGACCUCCAGCUCGUGCUCUUCCUACUCCUACGCAGAGGACGGCAGCGGUGGCUCUCCCUGCAGCCUGCGUCUCUGCGAGCUCUCCUCUUCCCCUUGCUCCCAAGGCCCCCGGUUCCUGGCGCCUGAGCACCAAGAGCCUGGCGUGGUGGGGGAUGGAUUGUACAACCCAGUGCGAGCCCAGAUUAAAUGUGAGCCAUCCUAUGGAACAAACUCCAGCGAUGAGUCUGGGUCAUUCUCAGAAGCAGACAGUGAAUCAUGUCCUGUGCAAGACAGAGGGCAUGAGGUGAAACUUCCUUUUCCUGUUGAUCAAAUCACAGAUCUUCCAAGGAAUGAUUUCCAGAUGAUGAUAAAGAUGCACAAGCUAACCUCAGAGCAGCUCGAGUUCAUCCACGACGUCCGCCGGCGCAGCAAGAACCGAAUUGCAGCUCAGCGCUGCCGCAAGAGGAAACUGGACUGCAUUCAGAACCUAGAAUGUGAAAUCCGCAAGUUGGUGUGUGAGAAAGAGAAACUGCUCUCAGAAAGGAAUCAGCUGAAAGCAAGCAUGGGAGAAUUGUUAGACAACUUCUCCUGUCUUUCCCAAGAAGUGUGUAGAGACAUGCAGAGCCCGGAACAGAUCCAAGCUCUCCACCGAUACUGCCCCGUUCUCAGACCCAUGGAUCUACAGCCAGCCACCACCAUCAGCCCCUCCCCAGCCAGCGUGGAGCAGAGCCUGGCCACCUCGCAGUGCGUCGGGGAGAGCAUGCAGUGCUGCGCCGAGCAAGGGUCGGUGCAGCUGGCGGCACCCUGGCUGCCCAACAACAUCUCGGAGAACUGUGCGGCCGGCGCGGGGCUGGAAGGAGCCGACGCAGGUACUUACCCCGAGAGGGAGCUUCCGCCAGAGCAGAGCAGCCAGACGGUCACGGUAGACUUCUGUCAGGAAAUGACUGAUAAAUGUACAACAGAUGAACAGCCUAGGAAAGAUUACACCUAGUGACUCGUAAGCUUAACCUUGUCACACCUGGUCAGGUGUUCUUCAGUCAGCCAGUGGCAGCGUUCAUUUGUUGUCUAGAAGAACGUAUUUGGUGCACACUACAGUGGUCUUAGCAGCAAUACUGUUUUUAAGUAUUCCCUCCUCUCUACAAGCAGGAGUUCUCUUCACAAUGGUGCUAUCCCUCGCUCAGGCAGGGAACGAAGCAGUGGCGACACUGUCUGUUUUUGUAUGUUGAUUUCAAUCUUAACAGGGAUGGACAGAACACCUCUGAGGACCCAACCGCAGCUUUUUUUCUCAGUGGCCCAUGUCACAAAACCCUUAACUCAGGAAUUUCCUCUGAAUGUUCAAUUUUUCAUUGAAGACAGCUUCUUUACACAUCAAAGUUUUAUAGCUAAACUGUACAUAUUAUAUAUAAUAUAUAUAUAAAAUAUAUAUAUCCAUAUGCAAAA
This is a messenger RNA of Pogoniulus pusillus (Red-fronted tinkerbird), 3933 nucleotides long. It is a transcript of the gene BACH2, whose product is annotated as BTB domain and CNC homolog 2. Gene Ontology annotation, biological process: regulation of transcription by RNA polymerase II. NCBI's taxonomy places the organism in Eukaryota, Metazoa, Chordata, Aves, Piciformes, Lybiidae. The coding region runs from base 1010 to 3484 and encodes 824 amino acids. The record is from RefSeq and is a predicted model, not a curated record. Gene Ontology annotation, molecular function: RNA polymerase II cis-regulatory region sequence-specific DNA binding; DNA-binding transcription factor activity, RNA polymerase II-specific; protein binding. The transcript is spliced from 9 exons.